AUGGCGCACGCUGGCGGCGGCAGCGGCGGUGGCGGCGGCGGUGGCAGCGGCGGUGGCCCCGCGGGCCGGGGGUUGAGCGGCGCCCGCUGGGGUCGCUCGGGCUCCGCGGGCCACGAGAAACUGCCGGUGCACGUGGAGGACGCCCUUACCUACCUGGACCAGGUGAAGAUCCGCUUCGGCAGCGACCCUGCCACCUACAACGGCUUCCUGGAGAUCAUGAAGGAGUUCAAAAGCCAGAGCAUCGAUACACCUGGAGUCAUCCGACGUGUGUCGCAGCUCUUCCACGAACACCCUGACCUCAUUGUUGGAUUCAACGCUUUCCUUCCCCUCGGGUACAGAAUAGACAUUCCCAAGAACGGCAAGUUAAACAUACAGUCGCCUCUGUCUAGCCAGGAGAAUUCGCACAACCACAAUGACUGUGCGGAGAACUUCAAGCCGCAGAUGCUGUAUAAGGAGGACAAGCCCCAGGUGCCCUUGGAGUCGGAUUCCGUGGAGUUCAACAACGCCAUCAGCUACGUGAACAAGAUUAAGACCCGUUUUCUAGACCACCCAGAGAUCUAUAGGUCAUUCCUGGAGAUACUGCACACUUACCAGAAGGAGCAGCUGAGCACGAAGGGGCGGCCUUUCCGAGGCAUGUCCGAAGAGGAAGUGUUUACCGAGGUAGCCAACCUCUUCCGGGGCCAGGAGGACCUGCUGUCCGAGUUUGGACAGUUCCUGCCUGAAGCCAAGCGGUCCCUGUUCACAGGAAAUGGGCCAUGCGAAAUGAACAGCGUCCAUAAGAGUGAGCAUGAGAAGAACCUGGAACACAGCAAAAAGCGCUCUCGGCCCUCACUCCUCCGUCCGGUGUCUGCACCAGCCAAGAAGAAAAUGAAACUCCGAGGUACCAAAGACCUGUCCAUUGCUGCUGUGGGGAAGUACGGCACCUUGCAGGAGUUCUCCUUCUUCGACAAGGUUCGCAGGGUGCUGAAGAGCCAGGAGGUCUACGAGAACUUCCUGCGCUGCAUCGCGCUCUUCAAUCAGGAGCUCGUGUCUGGCUCCGAGCUCCUCCAGCUCGUCAGCCCGUUUCUGGGGAAAUUUCCAGAACUCUUUGCACAGUUCAAGUCCUUCCUGGGGGUGAAAGAGCUGUCAUUCGCCCCGCCCAUGAGCGACAGAUCCGGGGAUGGAAUAAGCCGGGAAAUUGACUACGCGUCUUGCAAGCGCAUUGGAUCCAGCUACCGAGCGCUCCCCAAAACCUACCAGCAGCCCAAGUGCAGUGGGCGGACGGCCAUCUGCAAGGAGGUAGUGCUCCCCGGCGGCUCCUGUCAGCUUACGUGGUGCAUCACCCCCCACGCCAGUUCUUGCUGGAUUUCAGGAUACAUAGUUCUGAAUGACACCUGGGUCUCCUUCCCCUCGUGGUCAGAGGACUCCACUUUCGUCAGCUCCAAGAAGACGCCCUACGAAGAGCAGCUGCACCGCUGUGAGGACGAGCGUUUUGAGUUAGAUGUCGUCCUGGAGACCAACCUGGCCACGAUCCGUGUGUUGGAAAGUGUGCAGAAGAAGCUCUCGCGGAUGGCGCCUGAAGACCAGGAGAAGUUCCGGCUGGACGACUGUUUGGGGGGCACGUCGGAGGUGAUCCAGCGCCGCGCCAUCCACCGCAUUUACGGUGACAAGGCACCAGAGAUUAUCGAGAGCCUCAAGAAGAACCCAGUCACUGCCGUCCCUGUCGUCUUGAAAAGGCUGAAGGCUAAGGAGGAGGAGUGGCGGGAGGCCCAGCAGGGCUUCAACAAGAUUUGGCGGGAGCAGUAUGAGAAGGCCUAUCUCAAGUCCCUCGACCAUCAGGCCGUAAACUUCAAACAGAACGACACCAAGGCCCUUCGCUCCAAGAGCUUACUCAACGAGAUCGAGAGCGUCUAUGACGAGCACCAGGAGCAGCACUCUGAGGGCCGGAGCGCCCCCUCCAGCGAGCCACACCUCAUCUUCGUGUACGAGGACAGACAGAUCCUGGAGGACGCGGCCGCCCUCAUCAGCUACUACGUGAAGCGGCAGCCAGCCAUCCAGAAGGAGGACCAGGGCACCAUCCACCAGCUGGUGCACCAGUUCGUGCCCAGCCUCUUCUUCUCCCAGCAGUUGGACCUGGGGGCGUCUGAGGACUCUGCCGACGAGGGCCGGGGGAGCCCCCAGGGGCAGGGCGCUGACGCCAGCGACCGAAAGAAGCCGGCACCGGGGCCGCAGAGCAGCCCCCCGGAGGAGAAGGGGGCCGUGGGCGAGACACUGGCCGCCGAGCAGCCGCCACCACCGCCGCCGCACAAGCCCCUGGACGAUGUGUACAGCCUCUUCUUCGCCAACAACAACUGGUACUUCUUCCUGCGCCUCCACCAGACCCUGUGCUCCAGGCUGCUGAAGAUCUACCGCCAGGCGCAGAAGCAGCUGCUCGAGUACCGGACCGAGAAGGAGAGGGAGAAACUGCUCUGCGAGGGCCGCCGGGAGAAGGGCAACGACCCCGCCAUGGAGCUGCGGCUGAAGCAGCCAAGUGAGGUGGAGCUGGAGGAGUACUACCCGGCCUUCCUGGACAUGGUGCGCAGCCUGCUGGAGGGCAGCAUCGACCCCACGCAGUACGAAGACACGCUGCGCGAGAUGUUCACCAUCCACGCGUACGUGGGCUUCACCAUGGACAAGCUGGUGCAGAGCAUCGCCAGGCAGCUGCACCACCUCGUGAGUGACGACGUCUGUCUGAAGGUGGUGGAGCUCUACCUGAACGAGAAGAAGCGGGGGGCCGCCGGGGGGAGCCUGUCCUCCCGCUGCGUCCGCGCCGCCAGGGAGACCAGCUACCAGUGGAAGGCCGAGCGCUGCAUGGCAGACGAGAACUGCUUCAAGGUCAUGUUCCUCCAGCGCAAGGGGCAGGUGAUCAUGACCAUCGAGCUUCUGGACACCGAGGAGGCCCAGACUGAGGACCCUGUGGAGGUCCAGCACCUGGCUCGCUACGUGGAGCAGUACGUGGGGACCGAGGGGGCGUCCAGCUCGCCCACCGAGGGCUUCCUCCUGAAGCCCGUGUUCCUGCAGAGGAACCUCAAGAAGUUCCGCAGGUGGCAGUGUGAGCAGGUGCGCGCUCUGCGCGGCGAGGCCAAGAGCUCCUGGAAGCGGCUGGUCGGGGUGGAGAGUGCCUGCAACGUGGACUGCCGCUUCAAGCUCAGCACCCACAAGAUGCUGUUCAUCGUCAACUCCGAGGACUACAUGUACCGCCGCGGGACCCUCUGCCGGGCCAAGCAGGUACAGCCCCUGGUCCUGCUGCGCCACCACCAGCACUUCGAGGAGUGGCACGGCCGCUGGCUGGAGGACAACGUGACGGUGGAGGCAGCUGGCCUGGUGCAGGACUGGCUGAUGGGCGAGGAGGACGAGGACAUGGUACCCUGCAAGACGCUCUGCGAGACAGCGCGUGUGCACGGGCUGCCCGUGACCCGCUACCGUGUGCAGUACGGCCGCCGCCCAGCCUCACCCUAACCCCCACGUGGCUGCCGCCUCGGCCCGGAGCAGCCCCGGGGCCUUUUCACGAACAACCCGAGGGGAGCAGUGUGUCCCCUAGCCUUGCUGCCACAGGCUGCGAGCGCCGGAGCGUGAUGGGGUCGUGUUGGCUUGUGGCCCUGUGCCGCCAUCCCUUUCGGCUUCCCUGCUUCCUUUGGGCCUAUCCUGUGCCAAACCUGAGCCCCUCCUGCCCUUGACCUCUGGGGGUUCACUCCCUGCUGGAAGGAGGAGGAGCCACACACUGGCCCAGGAGCAAGCAAUCGCCUUUAUGCACCUGCUGGGCCGCUUUCGUCACACGUGCCAAAUCCCAAGACGGGGGCACCAUUGGUCCCUUUGUGCAUACAGUGUCUGGAAAAGUCUGUGCUGAACCAUGUGCUUGGUUGGGGGUCGGCGUUCAGGAGACCCCAACAUUGAAGGAGUUGGGCCGGGGUGGAUCUGCUUGAAAAGCACAUCCUUCCUGAACGGUUCUGAAAGUUUCUGGAAACUUCCCGAGCUGGGCCCUGCCUGCAUCUGAUCGUUGGGGCAUGGGCUAGGUUCAGCUGAUGCUCGGGGUCCUUGGUCACUUUGAAAGCAGGAAGGGCCCUUUCAGCCAAACUGUUGAGAUUCUGCUCUGUUGUCAAGAUGUGGAGUGGGCAGGCAGUACCAGAACUGUCGAGAAGACCCCACUCUGGAAAAAAUGAGACUCCAAACCUAUAUUUUCCUGGCCUCUCAAGGGGAGGGGGCUCAGCCUGAAACUCCCAGUGAGCUCAAACGGCCCACACUGAGAGGGCCCAGGGGUGCCCUGUACCUAAGAAGGACAUUCUAGAAAUAUAUAUAUGCACACAUAUUUAUUCAUAAGCUCUCUUAGUGGUUGUAACUUCUGUAACAGCCAAGUCCCUUGGUUCCUUGGGCAGUGAGAGCCUUCAUGGGACUCUGCAGAUCUGUCCUUGACAUUGUCAUUCCUACAGCCAGUGCCUGGACAGGGUAUGGGCAUGAGGGGCUGAGGCAACUGUCAUACAGAGGUGUGCAAGGCUUUCUAUGCCAAGAAUGCCAAGCGGUUCAGGCCGGGGACCAGCUCUUUAGAAUUCUUGCACCCUGAGAGGCCCUAGCUGGGCUCCUGGCACCCUCAAAAGGGGAUUGACCAACGGGGUGGACCAGAACCAUCCUCGUGUGCAGCCUUCCUCCCACCCACCCAGUGACAGCCCUCACCCUCCCAAAAACUGAGCUGUGCCAAAUCCGCGGUUCUGGGAAGUAGAGACAUGUUUCUGGAAGUUACCUGUGGAACUCAAGAUUUGCAAAGCCUUUGACUUGGGGUCUGGGUGAUUAUAGGGCCAGUGUGCCCUGCCCAGGGUCUCCUAGCCCGUGUUUGCUCAAGUCUACCAGGCACUUUGUCUACAUCCUUGUUUUGUAAGAAGGGAACUUACCGGAAUUCCUGAACCAGACCCUCCCGGCGCCAUCCUCGGGAGCCCGUGGCCCCUGCCGUGCCUCCGUGUGGGCCUGGGGUGCGGGCCACACCCCGCCGAGCCCCACCCUGCAUGCUUCUAGGGAGCCUCUCUUCUGUUUUUGAAGAAUUUCUGUUCUGGGGCUUGUACUUCCUUUGCAGCUGUUUUGAAUGUAGUUUUCCUUUUCUAUUUAUUUGCACAUUAAAGUUAAAAAUUAAAUAUUG
Molecule: messenger RNA, 5143 nt
Organism: Enhydra lutris kenyoni (northern sea otter)
Lineage: Eukaryota; Metazoa; Chordata; Mammalia; Carnivora; Mustelidae
Product: SIN3 transcription regulator family member B
Exons: 20
Coding region: 1-3477 (1158 amino acids)
Biological process (GO): negative regulation of transcription by RNA polymerase II
Cellular component (GO): chromatin
Molecular function (GO): transcription corepressor activity
Source: RefSeq, a predicted model, not a curated record